AUGUCUUUGUACAACACAUUUAUGGAUGUUGAAGCCAAUGACACGUAUUUAACUCUUGAUGGACAUGUGGACUUGCAUAAAUACAAAUAUCUUUAUUUUUCAGUUACACUGACUGUCUAUAUUUUCAUUGUUAUCUGUAAUCUGACCAUUGUGUAUGUAAUUUGGAUGCAUAAAAACCUCCAUGAGCCCAUGUACAUUUUCAUUGCAGCUUUGCUUUUGAACUCUCUUGUUUUCAGCACUAAUAUCUAUCCAAAACUUAUUUCAGAUUUUCUGUCUGAAAAACAGGUUAUAUCAUAUCCUGCUUGUUAUUUACAGUUUUUCCUAUUUUAUUUUUUGGGUGCUUCAGAGUUUUCACUGUUGGCAGCUAUGGCAUAUGAUCGUUAUGUGUCUAUAUGUAAACCUUUGCAAUAUACAACAAUAAUGGGAAAAACCACAGUCAGCAUUUACCUAAGUUUAGCUUGGCUGGUGCCUGCUUGUCUUAUUGCAGUUAUGGUAACACUGAGUACUAGUAUAAAACUCUGUAAAUUGAGCAUUAAUGGAAUUUUAUGUAAUAACUCAAUUUACAGUCUCCACUGUGUAGGUUCAAAGGUGCAAACAGUAUUUGGUGCUGUCGUACUGGUUAUAACUCUAUUGUUUCCUCUGCUUUUCAUAGUUUUCACUUACUCUAGAAUAUUUAUAAUAUCAUAUCGCAGUUCCAAAGAGGUCAGAAAGAAAGCAGCUCAGACAUGCUUGCCGCACCUACUAGUUUUGAUCAGUUUCUCCUGUUUGUGUGCAUUUGAUGUUAUCAUAGUCCGACUGGGAUCCAACUUUACAAAGGUUGUCCGAUUAGUAAUGACUUUACAGGCGAUUUUGUAUCACCCUUUGUUUAAUCCAAUCAUUUAUGGUUUGAAAAUGAAAGAAAUAUCAAAACAACUGAGAAGGAUGUUUAAUCAAAUUAAGGUAAUGAACUAA
This is a messenger RNA of Cyprinodon variegatus (sheepshead minnow), 951 nucleotides long. RefSeq names its product olfactory receptor 11A1-like. Gene Ontology annotation, cellular component: membrane. The coding region runs from base 1 to 951 and encodes 316 amino acids. Lineage: Eukaryota; Metazoa; Chordata; Actinopteri; Cyprinodontiformes; Cyprinodontidae. The transcript has a single exon. The record is from RefSeq and is a predicted model, not a curated record. Gene Ontology annotation, biological process: G protein-coupled receptor signaling pathway. Gene Ontology annotation, molecular function: G protein-coupled receptor activity; olfactory receptor activity.